Molecule: messenger RNA, 831 nt
Organism: Lotus japonicus
Lineage: Eukaryota; Viridiplantae; Streptophyta; Magnoliopsida; Fabales; Fabaceae
Product: cytochrome b561 and DOMON domain-containing protein At5g47530-like
Exons: 1
Coding region: 71-685 (204 amino acids)
Source: RefSeq, a predicted model, not a curated record
AUAUUUUAUUUUUGCGAGACAAAAUGGGUUGGUUGGUAGGUGAAAGAAAGAACACACAUGACACACCACAAUGCUGGUGUCAGACAUGUUGAUGAGGGUUGCUUUCUGCUUCUCUGUUUUCACCUCCCUAAUUCUCACAACCACCGCACACACUCAAACCUGCAGAUGCAGCAAAUACACUUUCCCUAACAAGGAGGUUUUCGCCACAUGCCGUGAUCUUCCUCACUCCCCCUCUUUCCUUCACUGGACCUAUCAACCCGCCACCGGCAACCUCGACAUCGCAUUCAGACAUUCUGGAAUUGAAAAUCCCACAAAUACUUGGGUGGCAUGGGCUAUCAACCCCAACAACAACCUCAUUCAAGCUAUGCCGGGAGCACAAGCUCUGGUUGCUGUCCCUGCACAAACAUGUGGUGCUGUCAUGAGAGGCUACACUUGUUCAAUCUCAAGCUACAACACUGUGUUGGAAGAGAGUAAUAUCAGUUACCCUUACUCCAAUUUGAUGGUGACAUUUCAGAACAAUGAGGUUACCAUUUUUGCUAAGCUUACUCUUCCGAAAUGUACCACCUCGUUGGUCCACCUCUGGCAAAGUGGUUCUGUUUCUGAUUCUGUCCCUGAAGUGCAUGACAUGGCUUCUGCUAACCUCAACUCCAAGGAGAUCUUGCAUCUAGUUUCUCCUCCUACCUGAUGACUUCAAUUAGAAUUAAUGUAGGCACAAUAUCUAAGUGUUUAUUUAUAUAUUAAAUGUACUCAUCAGUAUUUGAUAUGACGACAAUAAGAUGGAUCAAUUCAUGCUGUUAUGAAAUUAACUCUUGCACGGUGUCAUCAUAUAUA